ACGGAAAUAUAUCGACAACGGACAAAGCAUGGGGACCCGUGUUACGCUGCAUAAGAUAAUGCGGUUGUUGGCUGUGAGAAAUGCCGCCUGCUCUGUGGUCUGUCCGCGUCACUUUGGGAGAUGCUUCCUCCAGUCCAGGUUUUUCUGCUCCUCCACCAACCAGGCAACGCAGCACAAUCAAGACUUGAAUUCUCCGUCCGGGAAACCGGUUACUGAGCUGUCUGUGCGCUCUUUUAUUGAUAUGGGCUUUACAGAAAGUCAAGCAGAGCAGAUAUACGAGUCUUUGUCCAGUGUCGGAGGAGGUGUUGCCAAACACGUCCUGCCAACCCUCACAGCUCUGUUUGUCCUGGGCCUCAACCCGUCCAGUGCACACAAAGUCCUGGAGAAAUGUCCUGAACUUUACAGCGUCAAAGAGACACAGCUGCAGCAGCGCAUAAGUAACCUGCGGAAAAUAGGCUUAGUUGAAGGCAGUCUUCAGAGAGUGGUGGUCCAUUACCCCAGAAUCCUGACUGUGCCCUUGAAGCGAGUAAAACAUGUGGUGAUGUUCCUCAAAGAGAAGUGCCUAUUUACUUCCCAGCAGGUCACCGACAUCAUCAGAGACUGUCCAGCAGUGGUGCUGGAGGACUUGAAUCAGCUGGAGUACAAAUUUCAGUAUGUCUACUUCAGAAUGGGUAUCAAACAGGCGGAGAUGGUGAAGUGCCGACUUUUCCGUUUCAGUCUAGAUGAGGUCCGGUGUCGACACACUUUUUUGGAGCGACGGGGCCAGUAUGAAACCCCGGACAAAAAAGGACAGACAACGAUCGUCAACCCCAAACUGGACAGCGUCCUUAACGUUGACCAGGACACCUUCCUCACACAUGUUGCCCGGGCGUCAGCAGAGGAGUAUGAUGUGUUUAAAAGACUGGUAUCAAGGGAGUGGCGGGAAGAGGAGCUGCAGCAGGGCAGGAUUGAACCUGAUAGUGAUGGUGAUGAUGACAGUGAUGAAGAUGAGGAUACAGGAGGAAAAAGUGGAUAUGGGAAAAAAAGAAAGAAGUGACUGUUGAAUCAAGCAUUUUUAUUAAGUCCUAUAGAAUAUUAUCUGAACCACCCAUGGAAACAUAAUAUUGUGGUUGCGCUCAUGAAGAGCCUUCCACUGUGGAGUUGAUUUAUGUAACUGGCUUCAUCAGGAUCUGAGCUGUGAUGACGUUAGUGUGAGACUGUGGGUCAGUUCUAACUCUUGGGUGUGAAAAAUGUCUCCCAGAUAAUCUUUUUGUCAAACUGUCAGUAAGAUUUUUGACUUUCCUUAAUUGAUUUCAUAAAUUAAGUUCAUUUCAGAGGCUUGACUUGUGAGUUGCAUUGAAACCAAGAGGAAACUGCCAGUCCAGUAGGUUUAAAUGGAUUUUAAAAUAAAUUCUCACAAUGCAAUAAACUCCUUGAGCAAAAAAACAUUGUAAAAGCUACGGUGUGGGUAGCUCCACCUUGUUACUACGUGACAACCAAGCGGUUGUAGCGCUGUGUGUACCUAUAUUAUCUCUCUGAGUCAACAAAGAGCACAUUCAGAAAGAGCCGGUCAGUGAGAUGAGUGAUACAGAGCACCCGUUUAUUUAUUUGAGCAUUAAUGGAUGUGCACCACAGGCAGGUUUUUCCAUUUU
This is a messenger RNA of Archocentrus centrarchus (flier cichlid), 1631 nucleotides long. It is a transcript of the gene mterf4, whose product is annotated as mitochondrial transcription termination factor 4. Gene Ontology annotation, molecular function: double-stranded DNA binding. The transcript is spliced from 4 exons. Gene Ontology annotation, cellular component: mitochondrion. Gene Ontology annotation, biological process: mitochondrial ribosome assembly; regulation of DNA-templated transcription; mitochondrial transcription. The coding region runs from base 29 to 1036 and encodes 335 amino acids. The record is from RefSeq and is a predicted model, not a curated record. Lineage: Eukaryota; Metazoa; Chordata; Actinopteri; Cichliformes; Cichlidae.